UUUACUACAUUUUAAAGCUUUUGCAGUAUUUUUCCGUAUAACUAAAAAAAGCAAAAAAAAAAUAAAUAAUAAAAAAUACUGCUUAGUUUUUAGAAUAUUCUCCUUUUAAUCUCAAUAAAAACUUUAUAAGAACAAAAAAAAAUGGCACGCCAAUUUGUUGUUUUGACCCUAUUGGCUUUAACCAUCGCCACUGCUUUUGCAGCUGACGCUCCUUCUGCCUCCCCCAAAAAAUCUCCAUCACCCACUGCUACAUCAACGAAAGCUCCUGCAGCCCCAACCAAGGCCCCUGCAGCCCCAACCAAGGAUCCUGCAUCACCAACCAAGGCUCCAGCAGCCGCACCUAAGUCAUCUUCGGCCUCUUCUCCCAAAGCAUCUUCCCCUGCUGCCGAAGGACCCGUUUCCGACGAUGACUACAGUGCCUCCAGUCCUAGUGACUCUGAGGCACCUACCGUCUCCUCCCCACCGUCACCCACCCCUGAUAGCAGUGCUGCUGAUGGACCAAGCGACGGACCUAGUGCAGAGUCACCUUCAAACGGUGUUGUGGCAACCGUCAAAUUUUCCGUUGUUGGUAUAAUGGCCGUUGUUGGUUUCUUUUUCUUUUCUUUCUAAGUUAAAUCAUCUACGUUUUUGCUUGGAUAAAAGUUUUGAAUUGUGGUUGAAAAAUAAUUUUAUAUAUACGCUUAUAAAUCGAGAUUAAUUGGAGUUGAUAUAAAACCUAAUUUCAUAAUGAAAUUUUGUUAGAACAAAUUUUUCA
Camelina sativa (false flax) is the source of this 754-nucleotide messenger RNA. The record is from RefSeq and is a predicted model, not a curated record. Lineage: Eukaryota; Viridiplantae; Streptophyta; Magnoliopsida; Brassicales; Brassicaceae.